Messenger RNA from Talaromyces stipitatus ATCC 10500, 985 nucleotides. Its product is annotated as oxidoreductase, short chain dehydrogenase/reductase family. The transcript has 4 exons. Bases 183 to 926 code for a protein of 247 amino acids. NCBI's taxonomy places the organism in Eukaryota, Fungi, Ascomycota, Eurotiomycetes, Eurotiales, Trichocomaceae. The record is from RefSeq and is a predicted model, not a curated record.
AUGAUUACAAAGUGGUUUGCAUUUGAAUCUGUUGAUUUCUAAGCAACUGGGUGUGUUGAACAUUAUUUAAGGCGAUUGCUAUUCCGCUGGUUCCCCACUUGAUAUUGAUAUCGAUUCAUCCUGAUAUAGCUCACCCGAAGGUCUCGAAGCAUCAAUACUAAAGAAGCGAAGAAGAACAAACAAUGUCUACAAAGAAAGCAAUUGCUGUCAUCGCCGGCGUCGGACCUGGAACUGGCUCCUCAAUAGCUCGCAAAUUCGCCCAACACUACCCCGUCAUUGUCCUCGCCCGCAACCCUUCCAACUACGCCGAAGUCGUCCAAACCAUAAACUCCUCCGGCGGACAAGCCAUAGGUCUAAGCACCGACCUCUCCGACUCCACCUCCGUUUCUAGUACUUUCAAAAAGAUCACCACGGAGCUAUUCCCCGACAGUCCCAUUGCAGCAGCAGUAUUCAACUCCGGGGGCGGAUUUGUGCGAAAACCAUUCCUAGAGUUGACCGAAUCCGAAUUUGCGGCUGGUUGGGAAGGGCAGGUUAAGGGGGCUUUUUUGUUUGCGCAGGCUACGUUACCAUUGUUGCUUAAGGGGGUGGAGGAGAAGGUUGAGUUUCCGCCUAGUUUGAUAUUUACUGGAGCAACGGCAAGUAUCCGCGGCUCAGCAAAUUUCAGCGUCUUCGCAAGCGCCAAAUUCGGUCUUAGGGCUCUCUCACAAUCUCUGGCCAGAGAAUUUGGGCCCAAGGGCGUGCAUGUGUCGCAUGUCAUUGUUGACGGUGUGAUUGAUAUCCCGCGUACAAAGGAAUGGAAGUUUGAGCAUGAAGAUGCGAAGAUUAGUCCUGAUGCUAUUGCCGAUUCGUAUUGGUUCUUGCAUACGCAGCCCAGGACUACGUUUGCAUAUGAGUUGGAUCUGAGACCGUAUGUUGAGAAGUGGUGAUUCUUAUAACGCAUGAAAUAUUUAGAUUAAGGUCCGAGUAAUUGAGAAUGACAACAAUA